This is a messenger RNA of Micropterus salmoides (largemouth bass), 2740 nucleotides long. Its product is annotated as TSC22 domain family protein 3-like. The record is from RefSeq and is a predicted model, not a curated record. The transcript has 3 exons. Gene Ontology annotation, biological process: regulation of transcription by RNA polymerase II. Bases 140 to 592 code for a protein of 150 amino acids. NCBI's taxonomy places the organism in Eukaryota, Metazoa, Chordata, Actinopteri, Centrarchiformes, Centrarchidae.
CCUUUGUUUUCUCAACAUGUGACCCAGCGCGGUUUUAAGACACGCUUGACUCCGACUCAAACAAAAGGCAUCCGUGUUUUAACACUCAGUGGAGUUGGACACGGGAACAACUUUGGAGAAGCUUUUGAGGAACGAAAACAUGCGCUGCAAAAUGAGCUACAGUCUGCCCUCCUCGCCGGUCACUUCGCCGACAUAUUCAGGACCAUAUUCAGGACGUGUGGUGUCCUACAGGUCAAGAUGCGCCAGUGCAUCCGGUGCCAGCGUCGUCGCCAUCGAUAACAAGAUUGAGCAGGCAAUGGAUUUGGUGAAGAGCCACCUGAUGUAUGCUGUUCGCGAGGAGGUAGAGGUGUUGAAGGAGCACAUCAAGGAGCUAUACGAGAGGAACUCGGUGUUGGAGCGCGAGAAUGCCGUGCUGAAGUCGCUGGCCAACUCGGAGCAGCUCGGCCAGCUGUCCGGUCAGCUCAGUCAGGGCAGCAGCACAACGCCGCCGCUGCAGCAGCAACACCCACUCGUCAUAAACAACAACACCCUCUUGGCUCACCAUGAGGGGGGUCAGAGUGUCCCUCAUCAGCCCAAUAUCACCUCGGCGUGAACCCCCUACCCCCCAAAAACACCCCUCCCACUGACAGGAGUGGAAGAUCCUGUUAGUAAAGACAACAACUGCUACCGUCCCCUUAGCUCCUUUUAAAGUAAAAGGCUCUGCGUUCAGUAUGCUCCAUUUGAGGAAAAAUCAACAACAGCGACAUCUUUGUUUGCCACCAAGAGCCGUGCUUCAGUGAGUGCAUGUUGCAGUCACCGGGCCUUCAUAUUAUUAAGACAUUUACCACCAUAUUCUGUCCCUCUGGUUGGCUGCAAGAAAGCUGAAAAAGGAGGAGGGGCAGGGGAACCGGUGCGCACCAUAAAACUGCAUGCUAUUCUCGUGCAGGAGACUGGGGGCCAAAGGGCACAUAGAGCUCGAUUUGUUGGGGCAACAAGUGGUGGAAGAAGGCGGUGUAUCCCUGUGCUGGGCCAGUGUGGUGAAAAGAGUCCUGUAACAUCCAGUGAGGACUGUCCCUCCCAUAAUCUCCACCCCACAUCACUCCAGGCCUGGAAGAGGCCAGAGAGCCGAGGGAGAAGUGGAGGAGAGGAUUUGUCCUCCGUGAGUGGAGGAGGACACCGGCGGGCGCCUCGGCUCGAGUUGAGCGAGUCGAAACACAAAGCUUGUGUUGUUUUCUCAGAGCCACCGUACUUUGACAUUAAUCAUAAUACUUUUCUUUAGUUCAGUUUUAGUAUUUGCAUUUAUUUAUUUCAGGGCUGCUAUUUUCAUAAUGUAAAUGAACAAUGUCAUGGAGAUACUUAUAAAAACAAAAAAGAAACCUUUCUCUUUGGUCUUUUGGUAUUUUAGAAUUUGUCAGGUAUUAAAUUUGGUAGUUUCACGCAACAAGUAGAUCUCAGUAAGUAGGCAAUACGUUCCAUAUAUUAAAUUCUUCUCAUGAAAUAGUGCUAACACUAAAGCCGAGCUUACAUUAGGUGAAAUCCAGGUUGAAUGUAUAUUUUGUAAAGUGUAAAGUAUUAAGAGCGAGGAGGGUUUGUACAGGAGAACGCCUGUUAAGAUGUGAUGAAAUGUUUCGAUAAAGAAAAUGAUUAACUUACUUUUUGUAGACUUUUUUUUGUCAACAUGAAAAACAGAAAUUAACUUUUGAGGGGUCCGUUGGGUGGAUGAAAAGCUGUGAAAAUAGUUUGACCUACUUUAUAACCAAAGACGCAAAGCUGUGUAAGUGUUUGUUUUUUUUUUCUCCCAUUUUUAAAUGCACACUUUUUUUUUGUUUUUUUUUCCUACUCUCCUUUUGCUAAUUUUUUGUUGCUGUUUUGCAUGUUCUGCAUGAUCUAUAAUCAAACCACUUUCUUACCUCAUGUUUUUAUCCAGCACUUAUUUUUCUGUCAAGUUAUCAGUCUGUGAAUGAUUGUGAAAGGAUUAAUGAAAGGAAAAAGGGAACAGUUGGCAGAGAGGCUGGAGCAAGUGGUUGAGGGUAAGAAUGGGGGGGGGGACAAAACAUGGAAGGUGUUUGUGUCCGAUUGGGGUGAAGGGCCUUGUGCACAAAACGGUAGUCAGAAAAGGAGCCAACUUUUUGUUUUCAUGUAGAUGCUGUGUUGAAUUACAUAUGCAGAGGAAAAGGUUGUUACAUUGCAGAUUUUAAUGUAUUUAAUGAAUGCAGCAUUUAUAUUUCGAUUGUAGUGUACCAACACUUGGCUUACAAAGAGGAAAAAAAACCAGAAUACAGUAUCCACAAACUAAAUGGAAACUGUCAAACAUCUCACACUUAAAAGCUGGAACCCAGUCGAUUGUGUGUGAGCUUAUUACGGGAUGUCCUGUCUGUGUCACGUCUUUUGUGCCUCCUGUGCCGUCGUCUGCUUUUGUCAGGCGAGCCAGUUUCUUUCUCUGUGGCUUAGAAGUAAACCAAAAUGCUUGGUAAUUGUACAGUCAGACAUCUUUCUACUUCUCCAGGAUGGAUUCUUUGAUUUCUCAUUCUUUUUCCCCCCCCACGUAUGGGCUUAUUUCUUCUGUCACUAGCGUUCUUCUCAUUUAUUUUUUUUUGUUUUUUUUUCUUUCGUUUGAAGGAGAUGCCGUGUACAUGCCAAGUGUACUGUAUGAAAGAGAUCACUGAGCCUUGGAGAAAAUAUCUUAACAAUGCCCCUGUAAUGUGCUGUUCAGACAAUGUUAGUUUUCAGUUGGAAAUAAAUUACUGUUUUAUUAAGAAAA